AUGCGCCCGUGCGCGGCCUGCCGGGAGGCGGAAGCGGAAGCGCCGGUCUCCCGGGAGAGAUGGCAGCCGGGGGUCCCAGCCGCUCGGAGCGGCCUGAAGCGGCGGCAGGAGGAGGUGUGCGACGACCCGGAGGAGCUGCGGAGGAAAGUGCGGGAGCUGGCCGCCGCCGUCCGGAACGCCAAGUACCUGGUCGUCUACACGGGCGCCGGGAUCAGCACGGCGGCCUCUAUCCCAGAUUACCGGGGCCCUAAUGGAGUGUGGACGCUGCUUCAGAAGGGGAGAAGCGUUAGCGCUGCUGACCUGAGCGAGGCCGAGCCAACCCUCACCCACAUGAGCAUCGCCCGCUUACACGAGCAAAAGCUGGUGCAGCACGUGGUGUCUCAGAACUGUGACGGGCUCCACCUGCGGAGCGGGCUGCCGCGCACGGCCAUCUCGGAGCUCCACGGGAACAUGUACAUUGAAGUCUGCACGGCCUGCACGCCCAACAGGGAGUACGUGAGGGUGUUCGAUGUGACGGAGCGCACCGCGCUGCACCGGCACCAGACGGGCCGGGCGUGCCACAAGUGCGGGGCCCAGCUCCGGGACACCAUCGUGCACUUUGGGGAGCGGGGCACGCUGGGGCAGCCUCUGAACUGGGAGGCCGCCACAGAGGCUGCCAGCAAGGCAGACACCAUCCUGUGUUUGGGUUCCAGCUUAAAGGUUCUAAAGAAGUAUCCACGCCUCUGGUGCAUGACCAAGCCCCCCAGCCGGAGGCCCAAACUCUACAUUGUAAACUUGCAGUGGACCCCGAAGGAUGACUGGGCAGCCCUGAAGCUUCAUGGGAAGUGUGAUGAUGUCAUGCAGCUCCUCAUGGAUGAGCUGGGCCUAGAGAUUCCUCCCUACAGCAGGUGGCAAGACCCCAUCUUCGCCCUGGCGACCCCCUUGCGUUCGGGUGAAGAAGGCAGCCACAGUCGGAAGUCGCUGUGCAGGAGCCGCGAGGAGCCCCCGCCUGGAGAGCGCGCUGCGCCCCCGAGCUCAGCCCCGGUGCUGGGAGGCUGGUUUGGCAGGGGCUGCACUAAACGCACAAAAAGGAAGAAAGUAACGUAACCCGGCGCUCAACGGGAACAGCUGGCACUUUGCAGACGACGGAACGCCUGUUGGGGCGGCCAGGACUGUCCCGGGGUCUAGCGAGAAUCCACUGGCAGGAAGCCCCCUGGCACCGCCACGGGCGCCUCAGGGAGGACGCUUAGCUGUGUGGCCCCUGCAGAAGGUGGCGACGCCGCCGUCCAGUGGGAACGGAGCUCGGGUCGCUGCGCAGCCGGCCCAAGGAAGGGAAGCACGAGGCUGCCUUCCCUCGCCCACCAGGCUAGUCUCAGGGGCUUCGGCCGCCUUUCUACUACUACUUACUGAAACCUGUUAACUUCAUAGGGACCUCUUCCCGUCUGGGGUUUGCGGCAGAGGGUGGGCCUGGGCCUCGGCUCUCAGCAGACCUCCUUAUCGUUAUUAAACAUCUCCGCACUGCC
Messenger RNA from Suricata suricatta (meerkat), 1502 nucleotides. It is a transcript of the gene SIRT7, whose product is annotated as sirtuin 7. Bases 1 to 1086 code for a protein of 361 amino acids. Gene Ontology annotation, molecular function: NAD+ binding. NCBI's taxonomy places the organism in Eukaryota, Metazoa, Chordata, Mammalia, Carnivora, Herpestidae. The transcript has 10 exons. The record is from RefSeq and is a predicted model, not a curated record.